Pleurotus ostreatus (oyster mushroom) is the source of this 948-nucleotide messenger RNA. RefSeq lists its product as uncharacterized. The record is from RefSeq and is a predicted model, not a curated record. The transcript is spliced from 17 exons. The coding region runs from base 1 to 948 and encodes 315 amino acids. NCBI's taxonomy places the organism in Eukaryota, Fungi, Basidiomycota, Agaricomycetes, Agaricales, Pleurotaceae.
AUGUCGUCUCCCCGCAUCCAUAUUGACGAUACGUUCGGCGCUGCGUUUGUGGGCGUGAUCGUCGCAGCUGUGUUAGCAACUGUUUAUGAUUUGUUUAUUGCAUAUUUGAGCUCACUCUUCGUCGUGCUAGGCUGCAUGGUGUAUCGUGUGCUCAAGCCUGGUACUAUUUCACGCAUCAAAACGACAAGUGGCUCGUUAAGACGCUUGCAUAUCCUGCAGCAAUUUACAUCCUCUGUAGUGUAUACAUACCUCGUUUCCAAUUACAACAACCAAGAACAACUUAAAUACCUCGUUUGGAGUGUUCUUGUGGAAGUUCUCUUCAAUGGAUUUACUGCGUUCUUGGUUCAAAGCACGGCGGGUUUGGCAGCGAACGUCUGGUUAACGGGCCUAGUGGCUUUUCUCGUGCUGAGUGAAUUCGGUUGUGUGCUCGCAUUUGCCGCCCUUUCGUUACGCUUUACAACUUACGAACAACUCGCUACGCUUAAGGAACUCUCAAUUACUGUCAACGCUCUGGGAGCUGCUGGCGAUGUCGUGAUUGCCUUCGCCCUUUGUGUGCUCCUCCAUCGCUCGCGUACAGGCUUUCAACGUUCGGAUUCCAUGAUCAAUAAGCUGAUUAUCUUCGCUGUCAACACCGGCGUUCUGACGAGUCUGUGCGCCAUCGCGUCUCUCAUCUCGGCAAGUCUCGCCUCGUCGUGCCCAUCCGGAAUCCGCCCGACCCAGACGAACAUCUCCAUCAUGAUCGAUACCACGAAAGAGUUCGCCACCGACGUCGAGCCUUCCACCCAAAGCCAGCAGAUGGACGAUAUUACGGAUGCGCUGGAGAUGGAGAUCAUGUCUACUAUCGCUGAUGAAGAGAAGCAAUCCGGGUCGUCCAAUAUGUCUCUCGACUCGACGUCGAAGGUGACGUUUAUCUAUGAAGGAGAGGGGAAAGUGACGGAACAAGUGUAA